AUGUCGAGGCCGCAGCAGGUUGCGCGACCGAUCGUGCGGUCAUUACGACAAGUAACCGGCAGCACAACAGCAACAUGCUCGGCUCGGCCAAUUGGCAGCCGCCAGUUCUCGUCAACGCCGAGUCAGAAGGAUGAGACGCUGACGACAAGUACGACGGCAGAGCCCAGCGCGGAGGCUCAGAAGCUCGCCGCCGAUGCUGCUCUGCUCGGCCAAAAGAAGGCGUCACACUUAGCCUCGAUGAUCAAGCAGGGACCCGAGGAGCAGCUCUCUCAGUUCCUGUCGCCACAGCUCGGAUCCCGGAGAAGACGUGCCGCCUUAGCGACCACGGGCAACGUUCCCUUCGAGCAGUUACCGUACCAGUGCUUCCAGGAGGCCCGCAAGAUUCUAGCGCAGGAUCGCGAGGACAAGGUGGCGAAGAUCCUUGCGGAGAAUGAGAAGAUCAAGCGCCUAGAGGAGACCGACGCAAGCACUUUCCGCGGAGGCGAGGAGUACAAGCGGAAGCGGUUAGAAAGUAUGAGGGCAUACGUCGAGAGGCUCAAGAUCCUGGCGGACAUCAACGACCCAAUGGUGAAGAGGCGCUUUGAGGACGGCCAGGGCGACAUGAACAAGCCCAUCUACCGCUACCUCGCCCACCGCAAGUGGUCUUCGAUGGAGCGCGAGAUCAUCCUGCAGCGCAUCAAGCAGUUCCACAUCGUGCCGGAUCUCCUGCCCAAGUUCGAGCCAACCAUGGAUGUCAAGUUGACUUUCCGCGGCUACAAGGUGUCCCCCGGCGCCAUCCUCAACAGCCGCAUGACCGAGACGGCGCCGACGCUCCGCAUGCAGGUCUUCGACAAAGGGGAACGGCUCUUCUCCAUUGUGGUCAUGGACUCUGACGUACCGGAUCCCGAGUCCGACUCGUUCGGGAAGCGCCUCCACUUCCUGGCGACCAACGUCCCCUGGAGCCCCACCAAGACCUCGCUACCCCUGACGCGGCUAAGCAGCGGCUCUGCCGAAGACGGCCCGGAGCUUGGUGCCCUCGCCGUCCCAUGGCUGCCUGCCUUCGCCCAAAAGGGGGCGCCCUACCACCGCCUCAGCGUCUUCGUGCUCCAGCACAACAACAACGAGCCCCUCGACACGGCUAAACUGAAGGAGCUUUACGACGGGGCAGGCCGCGAUGGCUUCAGCCUCAAGAGCUUCCGCGACAAGUUCGGCCUGACGCCCGUCGGGUUCAAUAUGUUCCGGACGGUGUGGGACGAGAACACGGCCGAUGUCAUGGCGCGCCACGGCAUCCCGGGCGCCGACACCGAGUUCAAGAGGCAGCGCGUCGUGUCGCUCAAGCCGCCGCGCAAGGCACGCGGUUGGGAGGCCAAGCGCCAGAAGCCCAAGUACCGCUCGCUCUGGAAGUACACCAAGCGGAUCAAGGGGCUCAAGUACUAG
Chaetomium strumarium is the source of this 1416-nucleotide messenger RNA. Its product is annotated as phosphatidylethanolamine-binding protein. The record is from RefSeq and is a predicted model, not a curated record. The transcript is spliced from 2 exons. NCBI's taxonomy places the organism in Eukaryota, Fungi, Ascomycota, Sordariomycetes, Sordariales, Chaetomiaceae. The coding region runs from base 1 to 1416 and encodes 471 amino acids.